This is a messenger RNA of Parnassius mnemosyne (clouded apollo), 2004 nucleotides long. NCBI's taxonomy places the organism in Eukaryota, Metazoa, Arthropoda, Insecta, Lepidoptera, Papilionidae. The record is from the annotation of a GenBank genome assembly.
AUGAAUAAAAUCAAUCAGGACUUGCAAAGGGAAAGAAAUAAUUGCUCUUUCAAUAUACAGGAACUAACGACUUUGAUUGAUGGAGGACCAGAGAAAACAAAGGAGCGAAAAGAUAGAGAAAGUGUAUUGUUGAGUAAAAAAGAUGACGUAUUUGAUGGCGUACCAGAAGAAUAUCUUAGUCAUAAGGAAAGAUAUGAAAACGCUAUCAGAAAAUCUGUUAUUUUGUUCGGAUUGGUACGCAAAAUGCAGGAAGAAGGCAAGACAAGUAUAACUAACUACAGGGACGUGGUCGGAGGUCUGCUUGGUUCGUCCGUUUUAAGGGAUGGUUCCCCUUUAGGAUUGCAUUAUAUUAUGUUUAUGCCCGCUUUGUUGAACCAAGGAAAUGAGGAACAACAAGCAAAAUGGCUUCCACGUGCAUGGAAUUGCAGCAUCAUUGGCAGUUACGCUCAAACCGAACUGGGUCACGGCACGUUCAUCCGCGGUUUGGAGACGACUGCCACGUACGACGCCUCAACCAAGGAGUUCGUGCUGCACAGCCCCACGCUCACUUCAUACAAGUGGUGGCCCGGCGGAUUGGGUCAUUCAGCAAAUUAUUGCAUCGUGGUGGCCCAGCUAUACACCAAAGGUGUGUGCCAUGGAAUCCAUUCUUUCAUCGUGCAAGUUCGUGACGAGGACACUCAUAUGCCUUUGCCUGGAAUGAAAGUUGGUGAAAUAGGCGUGAAAUUAGGCCUCAAUGCUGUAAAUAAUGGCUUCUUAGGAUUUGACAACGUAAGAAUUCCAAGGAGUCACCUGUUGAUGAAACAUGCCCAAGUUUUGGAAGAUGGCACUUAUGUAAAAUCCCGAAACAGUAAGUUAAAUUACGGAGCCAUGGUUUUCGUAAGAGUUGUCAUAGUAUAUGAUAUGGUCAACUAUUUAUCCAAAGCUGUUACAAUUGCCACCAGGUUUUCAGCAGUGCGUAGGCAGUCGCAACUCAAAGCAGGGCAGCCGGAGUGUCAGAUAUUGGAUUAUGUGACUCAACAGCACAAACUGUUCAUCGGCAUAGCGGCCUGCCAUGCGCUGAGGAUCACUGCCGACAAGCUGUGGAAUACGUUCCACGACAUCAAUGAGGAGCUAGUCGGCGGGAACUUAGAACGACUCCCUGAAUUGCACGCACUUGCAUGCUGUCUAAAAGCCGUGACUACGGCGGACACAUCAGCGUAUGUAGAGCGCUGCAGGCUGGCGUGCGGCGGCCACGGAUACAUGAUGUCCUCUAACUUGCCGCUAACGUACGGGCUAGUAACUGCCGCUUGUACUUACGAAGGCGAGAACACAGUAUUGCUGUUGCAAACUGCUAGAUUUUUGGUAAAAACAUAUCAACAGAUGAACACAAAAACGCUUACGCCAACAGUAGCGUACCUGAAAACUGCCGCAGCUAAGGGCUUCUGUGAUAUUUGGUUGAACACGGUUGAGGGAGUUAUAAAUGGUUUUCAACUUGUCGCUUUGAGGAAGAUUUCCCAUUGCGUCGAAUGCAUGUCAAAGCGUGUCAACAGCGGAAUGUCAUUUGAAGAUGCCUGGAACAUUACGUCUGUACAAUUAGUAGCAGCUGCAGAAGCACAUUGUCGAGCUAUAGUUAUAUCAACAUUUUUUGAAGAAAUACGAGAACUGGCCAAAACAUCAUCAGCUCAGUUGAAGGAAAUUCUCUAUCAGCUUGUAGAUUUGUAUUGUGUUUAUUGGGCUUUGGAGAAACUCAGUGAUUUACUUCUGUAUACCCCGAUCACUCACAAGGACGUGGAGCAAAUGCAUCUUUGGUAUGAAGAAACUCUGACUAAAAUAAGACCUAAUGCAGUAGGGCUUGUUGAUGCUUUUGAUAUACGAGAUGAUAUGCUGCAGUCGACUCUAGGUUCAUAUGACGGCCGAGUUUACGAACGUUUAAUGGAAGAAGCUAUGAAGAGUCCUCUCAAUGCGGAACCAGUUAACGAAACCUUCCAUAAGUACCUUAAACCUUUCAUGCGAGGAAAACUGUGA